Messenger RNA from Phalacrocorax carbo (great cormorant), 1519 nucleotides. NCBI's taxonomy places the organism in Eukaryota, Metazoa, Chordata, Aves, Suliformes, Phalacrocoracidae. The record is from RefSeq and is a predicted model, not a curated record.
GCCAGGGAGGCGGGCGGCGCCGUGGUCGGCAAGGCCGCCGAUAAGCUCUUCUCUCUGAGCGGGCUGUUCGCGGUGUACAAGCCCAAGGGGCCCACCUCGGCCGGCGUGCUCAACCUCCUGAAGGAGAGGCUGCUGGCAGUUUGCAGCCAUGGCGUGGCCCAGGUUGGGGAAUGGAGCCGUUCCUGGAUACGUUCUGGCUCGCUGCGUGGAGCUGCUGGGUCCCUGCAAGACUCAGUGUGUUGGUCACGCUGCACGAAGCUGGUGUGCAAACAAAUGGGAACAAAAGAAACCAAGUUUUGAAAAUUGGACAUGGUGGAACUUUGGACAGUGCAGCAGCAGGAGUUCUGGUGGUUGGUAUUGGAAAAGGAACAAAAAUGCUGAGAACUAUGUUGGCAGGUUCCAAGAAGUACACUGCAAUUGGGCUACUGGGCAAAGCUACUGAUACAUUAGAUGCCACAGGAAAAGUAACUGAAGAAAAACCUUAUGACCAGAUAACAAAAGGAGAUCUUGAAAAUGUGCUGCAAAAGUUCAUAGGGGACAUAAUGCAGGUUCCUCCGCUCUAUUCUGCUUUGAAGAAGGAUGGAGAAAGGCUAUCAACUCUGGUGAAGAGAGGGGAAGCAGUCGAAGCAAAGCCUGCUCGGCCAGUAAGAGUGUACAGCCUCUCUCUCCGACAGUUCCAGCCACCACUGUUCACACUGGAUGUUGAAUGUGGUGGUGGCUUUUAUGUCAGGAGCCUGGUCAGUGACAUUGGCAAAGAACUCUCUACCUGUGCCACUAUGCAAGAGCUGACCCGAACCAAACAUGGGCCAUUUACGCUAGAGGAGCACACCCUUUAUGAAGAUAAAUGGACAAUUGAUGAAAUUGCACGAUCCUUAGAGCAUUGCAUGUCUCUUCUCCCAGGAGAGCCAUCUCGUAAAAAAUUGAAGACAGUGCAUCCUGGUGAAACUGCUGUGAGCUGCGAAGAUAAGUGAUAAGUUGGGUCAAGGAAAAAGACUGAUGAUUGAGACAUUUUAAGAUUGGAUUGGGAUUGCCUUCCCUCCUGUGUAAAUUUACAAGUCUGUACUGGGAGGGUGACGAACUACAGUGGAAGAUAAAUGGUUCCUUUGUUUUCUGGGGUUAGAACAUGCACUGAAAAUAUCCAGUGCUUGCUGUUUCUCAUCUAUUUUCCUUCUUGCAUACUGUAAAUGGGUCUGCCACUGAUGUCAAAUCUUCAUAAACUUUUAAAGAACUUGUAGGGUGCAAUAUAGCUGUUGUUGCUAAUUCCUCAAUAAAAAAAUAAUAAUCAUUAAGGUUUGAUAAAGACUUUUUUUGGAGCACAUUUUUCUUCUUUAUAGCUGGUAAUCAAACCCUGAAAUACCAUGGUGACGAGACUGUCAUGGCUUGAAGGAUGCAAGAAUGUGGUGUGGCAAUUUGCUUUCCAUUCCAGGAUAUGUUCAUUUUAUUGUAGUUUUUCCUACGCAGAUUGUUCUCUCUGUCAAGUGUUAUCCAGAGUGUAUUAAAUGUAGACGCUAACAUUUUA